AUGUUGCGCUCCCCCGUCUCGCCCGACCAUCCCUCUCCCUCUCCAGGUCCUCCUCCUCGCCACUCUUUCGACGACGAAUUGGACCGUCCCGGCUCCUCUGGAAGUGAUGCCUCGUCUAUCGCCUCGGUGACCACCAUCUCGGCCAUCCCACCACCGCUUCAGAUCACCAAAGUUUCGUCGGACCACGGCACAGCCUCACCUCGGCCCCCCCGGUCGACCAGUAUCAACAGCACCGCCGCCCCGGUCAGCAACGCCAUCCAUCCCUCCUCCUCUGCGGCCACCUCUUCUUCUUCCAUACGACCCGUUGCCUCCUUCAUGCCGCAUAAUGAUCCGUCCAGCAGACGACCGUCGGGUCGAGCGCACCCGGCGGAUCUGCCUAAGCACCGCCCUCGACACCACUCGCAAGGGUUCUUUGAACCGUCGUUGCCGACCGCUUCCAUGACCGAUACGACACUGUCUGCCUCGAGGAUCGCUGCCCAGGCGGCUAUGCAGCAGCAGUCAACCGCGCAACCUGCCCCGAAGCGGUCGCACACCGUCAUUCAUAACCCCGACGAUGGUUCCAAGUCACGCAGGGGCGGCAGCAUCUCGCCUCCUCCCCCUCCGCCCUCCGCCAACCCACCGGUACCACCCCCGCCAGGCUCCGGGGGCGCCUCAUCAGGUCAAACAUAUCAGAACGGAGGGCAUGCUCAUGUAGCGACCACCGCCGCCAACCUCGUCUUUCCCCGCCAGCCUACGUUGCAGCCUACGGGGACGGAACCACCCGCUGACCGUGAACAUAAGCCCAAGAGUGAAAAGUCCAAGAUGAAACUAUUUUCCAAGCCCAAGCACAUCGGCAUCAGUCGGGAUAAGGAUCCCUUCGGGAAGGACCGAGGGUUGCCGUCCCCCAGUAAGAUGGGGUUCGCGGGCGCCAGCGGGUUGUCACGCAUCGUCAGUGCAUCGACCACUAGUUUGGCCGAGACCUUUCCAUCCAACAACUCGUCCAUGUAUAACCUGUCCAAUGCGUCGGCGACUACAGUUGUCCCGGCGGAUAAGCCGGCACCCAGCGAGAAGGAAAAGGAAAAAGAGAAGGACAAGGCCCACAAGCACCACUUUCUUUCGCGGCAGAAGUUGAAGCUGAAAGAUCACGCCGACCACUUUAAUCUUCCCCUCUCGUCGGCAUCGAGUAACUCGAAGCCGUCGGAUCCCAAUGCUCCUCAAUCGCUCUAUUCCUUCACCCCCGCUUCCCCCAAUGCAGUUGCGACGACCUUCGGUACGGCAGGGACUCCGGCUGUCUUUCCAGGGCCCUCGUCCCUAGGGUCGACCGGGGUUCUCGCCGAGGCAGCUCUACGAGAGACCCUCCAAGGGUUCGGCCUCAAUAACAUGACCCCAGAAGACGCAUGGGAUUUUCUGAAGGCGAAAUUGCUGGUGAUUUUUGACGGCGAGGAUGUUCGCAUUGCCAUCGAAGACCUCAACAAGUUGGUGUUGAUCCACAUCCAGCGCUGCGUGCAAAAACGCACGCCGACGGCCAUUGUCGACGACCUGCGGGAGCUGCUGGAGACCGGGUUCAUGUCCUUGAAUCAUACCCUGAAUGGAGUACCCGACGAGAAACUUGUGCCCCAUCUGGUACAGAUCUGGAUGCUGGUCUUUGGCACGAUCUUGCCGUUUAUCCAGGCCGUCUUUCUGCCCCUGGACCUGGAGUUCCGCGGAUGCGGGUCGGUGAUGAACCUGCGGGAGGCCAACGAGUUCUGGGCGUCGGCGUUGGAAGGGGAGUACCCCGGCUGUGAACUGGAGGUGCGCAAUCUGGUUCUCAUCGCCUUCCGCGACAAGGUCAUCCUGCACCGCUACGACGGGCUGAAGGCGACCUUCUCUCGAUUGAGUCUGGACAGCAUCAAUCUUGGCAACGCGGCGCUGAGCGUGACGACCAAAAGCAGUAGUAACAACGGACGCCCGAUGACUGCAGCCUCGCUGGACGGUGGCUUUGGCAGUUACGGCUCGCAGUCCUCCACGCUGCUGACCACGGCGGACAGCUAUUCGUCCGACUCGCUGAGCUGCAAUCGCAGCCGCGCCGCGUCCAACACAUCCUCCAACCCGGACCAGCUCAUCUUCCAGUCGUUCUCCUCGCCGUCGCAGCGACCGACCAUCCUUCAUCGGGCCGCGUCGGCCGCGGAUACGUCGCACGUCAUCACGGAAACGGUCGGGCGGAUGCUCCAGUGUGUCAGCGUCCUGGCCAGCGUGCAGACCGGCGAUCGGGCGCAGGAGAAGAUUGAAGGACUGAGCAAAGCGCUGAAGCACAAUUGGCUGGGCCGGGGACGGACGGGUCGUGACCGACGAGGGUUUGUGGGGGCGAAGAUCCGGCCGGCGAUGAUCUCGCGAGCGGACAGUGAUGAGUCUGUGAAACAUCUUCCGAACGGGGAGUCAAAUUGGAGUAUACGUGAUGGGCGUCAGGAAAUGAGCGUUCUGUAG
Molecule: messenger RNA, 2442 nt
Organism: Aspergillus terreus NIH2624
Lineage: Eukaryota; Fungi; Ascomycota; Eurotiomycetes; Eurotiales; Aspergillaceae
Exons: 2
Coding region: 1-2442 (813 amino acids)
Biological process (GO): TORC2 signaling
Cellular component (GO): TORC2 complex
Source: RefSeq, a predicted model, not a curated record